Messenger RNA from Aspergillus clavatus NRRL 1, 3399 nucleotides. It is a transcript of the gene hmg1, whose product is annotated as HMG-CoA reductase. Lineage: Eukaryota; Fungi; Ascomycota; Eurotiomycetes; Eurotiales; Aspergillaceae. Gene Ontology annotation, cellular component: endoplasmic reticulum membrane; peroxisomal membrane. The record is from RefSeq and is a predicted model, not a curated record. Bases 1 to 3399 code for a protein of 1132 amino acids. The transcript has 4 exons. Gene Ontology annotation, molecular function: hydroxymethylglutaryl-CoA reductase (NADPH) activity; protein binding. Gene Ontology annotation, biological process: coenzyme A metabolic process; isoprenoid biosynthetic process; ergosterol biosynthetic process.
AUGGCGACUUCUCUCAUCACAAGGAAGUUUCGCUCGGCGGACGCAGAUAGCGAUGCUCAGCCGGGGUGGUUGAAGCGUCAGGUCACCGGCGCUCUGCAAUCUAUUUCCAGCCAUGCCUGCCAGCACCCCAUCCACACCAUUGUGGUCAUUGCGUUGCUCGCCAGUACAACCUAUGUCGGUCUUCUUGAAGGAAGUCUUUUCGACAGUGUCCGGAAUUCUCGAAGCAUUGCCGGUCAAGUGGAUGUGGAUACCUUACUCCAGGGCAGUCGGAGUCUCCGAUUGGGAGAGAGUACAUCUUGGAAAUGGCAGGUCGAGGACGCUUCGGCCGAUCAGGAUUUUACAGCUGCCCACCAUCUCGCGUUGACCACCUUCAUUUUCUCGGAUUCCUUGUCCAAGUCAUCUUCGAUUGCCCCUGUCGCCGCAGAAGUGCCAAUUCCGUCGAAUGCUUCUGCUCAGCCAGUGCCGGAUACCCCGAACCUGUUCUCUCCGUUCUCCCACGAUUCGUCUCUCGCUUUCACUCUUCCAUUCGGUCAGGUCCACCAGUUCCUGAAGUCAGUGCAGGAGAUUCCCGACUCCUCAGCUGACGGAGUCGACGGAGAACAAAAGAAAUGGAUCAUGCGGGCUGCUCGUGGCCCCGCCUACGGCUCGGGAAGCGCUAUCAAGCUUUGGUUGACAGAUGCAUGGGGUUCUUUCGUUGAUCUGGUCAAGCACGCCGAAACAAUUGACAUUGUAAUCAUGACUCUGGGUUAUCUCUCGAUGCAUCUUAGCUUUGUCUCCCUUUUCUUCUCGAUGCGCCGUUUGGGUUCGAAAUUUUGGCUGGCCGCGACUGUCCUAUUCUCGGGCGCAUUCGCCUUUCUGUUUGGUCUUCUGGUAACCACAAAGCUUGGAGUCCCGAUCAACGUUCUCUUGCUGUCUGAAGGCCUUCCAUUUCUGGUUGUCACCAUUGGCUUUGAAAAACCCAUCCUUCUGACCAGAGCUGUUCUCAACGCGGCGGUGGACAACAAGCGGCAAGUGUCCAGAACUGGCUCCGGUCGGGCCUCGAGCACAACCAAAUCCAUUCAAGAUUCCAUUCAGAUUGCAAUCAAGGAACAAGGUUUCGACAUCAUCCGUGACUACUGCAUUGAAAUUGCCAUCCUUGUUGCUGGUGCCUCUUCUGGAGUCCAGGGUGGGCUGAGACAGUUCUGCUUCCUCGCGGCAUGGAUUCUUUUCUUCGACUGCGUUCUGCUCUUCACCUUCUACACCACAAUUCUCUGCAUCAAGCUUGAGAUCACCCGUAUCAAGCGCCACAUUACUCUUCGCAAGGCUCUAGAGGAAGAUGGAAUCACCCACCGUGUGGCAGAAAAUGUCGCUUCGAGCAACGAUUGGCCCCAGACUGGAUCCGAUAGCAGCAAUGAGACUAGCGUUUUCGGCCGGAAGCUCAGAUCAGACAGUGUCCGGCGAUUCAAGAUCCUGAUGGUUGGUGGUUUCGUCCUGAUCAACGUGGUUAACCUGUCCGCCAUCCCCUUCCGCAACUCAACCCAGAGUGUUGGACUGCCUAUCCUGUCCCGCGUCUCCAACGUUUUCGCCCCUACGCCAAUCGAUCCUUUCAAGGUCGCUGAGAACGGCCUUGACUCGGUCUAUGUCUCUGCCAAGAGCCAGAUGAUGGAAACCGUUGUGACUGUCGUCCCCCCCAUCAAGUACAAACUCGAAUACCCUUCUGUGCACUACGCCGCGCCAGGAGAGCAACGUACCUUUGAUAUUGAGUACGCUGACCAGUUCCUUGAUGCCUUUGGCGGAAGAGUCAUUGAGAGCCUUCUGAAGAGCAUCGAAGAUCCGAUCAUCAGUAAAUGGAUCAUUGCUGCGUUGACUCUGAGCAUCAUCCUGAACGGUUAUUUGUUCAAUGCCGCCCGGUGGAGUAUCAAGGAACCCGAGACUGCUCCUACCGCCCCCCAAGAAGCCGUGAUCGAGCCCAAGAAGGAAUACCCCAAGAUCGAUCUGAAUCCUGAUGCACCCAAGCGGAGCCCGGAGGAGUGCGAGGAGCUGUUAAAAGCCAAGCGAGCUGCCUACAUGACUGAUGAAGAACUUAUUGAGCUUUCCUUGCGUGGCAAGAUUCCCGGUUAUGCGUUGGAGAAGACUAUGGAGAACGAAGAGCUUCUGAGCCGUGUGGAUGCUUUCACCAGAGCUGUCAAGAUUCGCCGAUCAGUCGUUGCUCGUACCCCUGCUACCUCCGCCGUCACCAGCUCUUUGGAAAGCUCAAAGCUCCCCUACAAGGAUUACAACUAUGCGCUGGUCCAUGGUGCUUGCUGCGAGAAUGUCAUUGGUUACUUGCCCUUGCCCCUCGGAGUUGCCGGUCCUCUGACCAUCGAUGGCCAAAGCUACUUUAUCCCCAUGGCCACCACUGAGGGUGUGUUAGUUGCCAGUGCCAGCCGAGGUGCCAAGGCCAUCAACGCCGGUGGUGGCGCGGUGACUGUUCUCACCGGCGAUGGUAUGACUCGUGGUCCUUGUGUUGGUUUCCCCACACUUGCGCGUGCGGCUGCUGCCAAAGUUUGGAUUGAUUCUGAAGAGGGCCGAAGUAUUCUUACUGCCGCUUUCAACUCGACCAGUCGGUUCGCUCGUCUUCAGCACCUGAAGACUGCCCUUGCCGGUACAUAUCUGUACAUUCGAUUCAAGACGACGACGGGUGAUGCUAUGGGUAUGAACAUGAUCUCCAAGGGUGUUGAAAAGGCCCUUCAUAUCAUGGCCACUGAGUGCGGUUUUGACGACAUGGCCACGAUCUCUGUUUCUGGAAACUUCUGUACUGACAAGAAGGCUGCCGCUAUCAAUUGGAUUGACGGCCGUGGCAAGUCUGUUGUCGCAGAGGCUAUCAUCCCUGGUGACGUUGUUCGUAACGUGCUCAAGAGUGAUGUGGACGCGCUUGUUGAGCUGAACACCAGCAAGAACCUGAUCGGAAGUGCUAUGGCUGGAAGCGUUGGUGGAUUCAAUGCGCAUGCCUCGAACAUUGUCACUGCCAUCUUCUUGGCGACGGGACAGGAUCCCGCGCAGAACGUUGAGAGCAGCAACUGUAUCACAACCAUGAGAAACAUCAAUGGCAACCUCCAAAUUGCCGUGUCGAUGCCUUCCAUCGAAGUUGGAACCAUCGGUGGUGGCACCAUUCUCGAAGGACAGUCGGCCAUGCUUGACCUGCUUGGCGUCCGUGGCUCUCACCCCACGAAUCCGGGUGACAAUGCUCGCCAGCUUGCUCGGAUCGUCGCCGCUGCUGUUCUUGCGGGAGAGCUGAGCUUGUGCUCUGCACUUGCUGCCGGACAUCUUGUCAGGGCGCACAUGGCGCAUAACCGUAGCGCCGCACCGACGCGGUCGUCGACGCCGGUCUCGGCCGCCGUUGGUGCCGCUCGGGGCUUGACCAUGACCGCUAUGAAAUGA